AUGCAUAUUAUUACACCUAUCACUGUCAUCCUAGGAAUCGCUCAUCUGGGCACCGCCCACCCCGGCGAACACAUUCUACGAGAUGAAUCCAGCAUCCUCCAAAAACGAGCAUACCACUCCCAAGUCACACAAGGCUACGGAACCUGCGUCAAGAAUCCAGCCCUUGCAGACCUAACCGCUCGUGCCGACCUCCGCCGUCGAAACAUAGUCGAAAUACAACGACAAGAUCUUGCCGCUCGUCGUCAAAGUCAACAAGUGCUGAGCCCGAACCCAGAUCCCAAUCCGAAUGUAGUCGACCUCCCAGAACCACUCCGAAAAUCUCACCUCAAAACAGAUACGAAUAUCGGCCUGGAUACCCCAGAACAUGAGCUAUUCAACGACGAUGGAAUCUGUGUCCUCAACCCAGAAAGCGUGGUCGGUCCAUUCUACGUUACUGGUGAGCUCAUCCGCUCAGACAUCACCGAGUCCCAACCCGGUAUCCCAAUGACUAUCAACGUACAAUUCAUCAACGUCGAGACCUGCGAGCCCGUUCCAGGUAUCUGGUGGGAUAUCUGGAGCUGCAACGCUACAGGCGUAUACUCGGGCGUGAUGUCGUGGGGUAAUGGCGACAAGGACGAUACGACGAACCUAGACGCUACAUUCCUACGUGGGUUGCAGCAGACAGAUUCCGAAGGCGUUGCUCAGUUCCAGACGAUCUUCCCGGGGCAUUAUAGUCAUCGUGCGACGCAUCUUCAUGUCGCUGCUCAUGUAGGGAAUGUCACGCGGUUUGCGAAUGAUACCAUUGCCGGUGGUACUGUUGCGCAUAUCGGGCAGUUGUACUGGGAUCAGGAUCUUGUUUAUGAGGUUGAGGAGACUCAUCCGUAUAAUACUAAUUCGGUGCCUAUUACGCCCAAUGCUCGGGAUGGUUUGUUUUUAGAUGAGGUUGAAGGGACGACUUCCGAUCCGGUGUUUAAUUAUGUUAAGCUAGGGGAUGAUAUUCAGGAUGGGAUCUUUGCGUGGGUUUCUGUUGCGAUUAAUGUUUCUGCUAGCUAUGAUCUGAUUGAUAAUUGGAGGCCGAAGGGGCAUGGUGAUAUUUUGCAGUCUGGUGAUGAUAGUCCUGUUUAG
Penicillium odoratum is the source of this 1104-nucleotide messenger RNA. Its product is annotated as intradiol ring-cleavage dioxygenase. Gene Ontology annotation, molecular function: ferric iron binding; oxidoreductase activity, acting on single donors with incorporation of molecular oxygen, incorporation of two atoms of oxygen. The coding region runs from base 1 to 1104 and encodes 367 amino acids. The record is from RefSeq and is a predicted model, not a curated record. The transcript has a single exon. NCBI's taxonomy places the organism in Eukaryota, Fungi, Ascomycota, Eurotiomycetes, Eurotiales, Aspergillaceae.